Molecule: messenger RNA, 1530 nt
Organism: Eubalaena glacialis (North Atlantic right whale)
Lineage: Eukaryota; Metazoa; Chordata; Mammalia; Artiodactyla; Balaenidae
Gene: SPAG6
Product: sperm associated antigen 6
Exons: 11
Coding region: 1-1530 (509 amino acids)
Biological process (GO): sperm axoneme assembly; filopodium assembly; neuron projection extension
Cellular component (GO): microtubule cytoskeleton; acrosomal vesicle; axoneme
Molecular function (GO): microtubule binding
Source: RefSeq, a predicted model, not a curated record
AUGAGUCAGAGGCAGGUGCUGCAAGUGUUCGAGCAGUACCAGAAAGCCCGGACCCAAUUCGUGCAGAUGGUGGCGGAGCUGGCGACCAGACCGCAGAACAUCGAGACGCUGCAAAACGCGGGUGUAAUGUCUUUGCUGAGGCCUCUUCUUCUGGAUGUGGUCCCAACAAUUCAACAGACUGCUGCUUUGGCUCUGGGGAGACUGGCUAAUUAUAAUGAUGACCUAGCAGAAGCAGUCGUGAAGGGCAACAUUCUUCCACAGCUUGUUUAUUCAUUGGCAGAACAGAAUCGUUUUUACAAGAAAGCAGCUGCCUUUGUGUUACGAGCAGUUGGUAAACAUUCUCCCCAGCUAGCUCAGGCGAUAGUGGAUUGUGGAGCACUGGAUACGCUGGUGAUAUGCUUGGAAGAUUUUGACCCUGGAGUCAAAGAGGCUGCAGCCUGGGCACUUGGCUAUAUUGCAAGACAUAAUGCAGAGCUGUCACAAGCUGUGGUGGACGCGGGAGCCAUUCCUCUUUUAGUGCUCUGUAUCCAAGAGCCAGAAAUUGCUUUGAAAAGGAUUGCUGCUUCGGCCCUCAGUGAUAUUGCAAAGCAUUCUCCAGAGUUAGCACAGACAGUGGUGGACGCAGGAGCAAUUGCUCACUUAGCCCAGAUGAUCCUGAACCCUGAUGCUAAGUUGAAGCGUCAGGUCCUUUCAGCUCUCAGUCAGAUUGCGAAACAUUCUGUGGAUCUAGCAGAAAUGGUGGUUGAAGCAGAGAUUUUUCCAGCUGUACUUACCUGUCUGAAGGACAAAGAUGAAUACGUGAAGAAAAAUGCUUCCACUUUAAUUAGAGAGAUUGCAAAACAUACACCUGAGCUUUCUCAGCUGAUAGUGAACACGGGGGGAGUUGCUGCCAUGAUCGAUUGCAUUGGGUCCUGCAAAGGAAACAUAAGGCUGCCGGGCAUCAUGAUGCUUGGCUACGUGGCAGCUCAUUCUGAGAACCUGGCAAUGGCGGUCAUCAUUUCCAAGGGUGUGCCCCAGCUGUCAGUCUGCUUGUCAGAAGAGCCAGAAGAUCAUAUUAAGGCUGCUGCUGCCUGGGCCUUGGGGCAGAUUGGGAGGCACACUCCGGAGCACGCAUGGGCUGUCGCGGUCACAAACACUUUGCCUGUCCUGCUUUCUUUGUACAUGUCGACCGAAAGUUCUGAGGAUCUUCAAGUGAAAAGUAAAAAAGCCAUAAAAAAUAUCCUACAAAAAUGCACCCAUUUACCAGCUCUCGAGCCACUUCUUCAUGAUGCUCCUCCCAAUAUUCUGAAGUAUGUGGUUGGACAGUUCAGUAAGGUGCUGCCACAUGAUAGCAAAGCUCGACGACUUUUUGUAACAAGUGGUGGACUUAAAAAGAUUCAAGAAAUAAAAGCAGAACCUGGAUCUCUCCUUCAAGAAUACAUCAACAGUAUUAACAACUGUUACCCAGAAGAAAUAGUAAGGUAUUAUUCCCCUGGAUAUUCAGAUAUACUUCUGCAGAGAGUGGACAGCUAUCAACCACUUACUAACUGA